Brienomyrus brachyistius is the source of this 2348-nucleotide messenger RNA. RefSeq lists its product as uncharacterized. Lineage: Eukaryota; Metazoa; Chordata; Actinopteri; Osteoglossiformes; Mormyridae. The record is from RefSeq and is a predicted model, not a curated record. The transcript has 3 exons. The coding region runs from base 315 to 956 and encodes 213 amino acids.
GUGAGAUUCCUGCUACUAUUUCAGGCGGUUAUAAAAUAUCCACGAUUAUCUCCAGCUGUGGGCUCCACUGGCUGAUCUACGAGUACCUACCCAUGGUUUACUACCGAACUAACAACGGACUCUCCCACUCCUGCUGCUAAAGAACUUAUAAAGCUAUCAUACUCUGUGAAGUCACUCGGCCUGAGCUGACAGUCCGCGCCCGGCUGCCCCCGGCUGCCCCCGGUUCUCCGCCAGCCCCAGACAAGGCGCCGUGCUCAGCUCUGCUCUCUGCAUCUCGAGGACCCCUGAGAGGACGACCCUGCCUGCCUGCCGACAUGCCCCGUUCAGCACAUCUAUCUGUGUGGGGCCUGCCCACUAUAAAGGAGGGGCACGAGGAUCACGCACUGGACACGAACCAGCAGGACCCUCUCAGCAGCCUAAGCCCCGCCCCCUCGGAGGCCGACUCCCCCGACGACUACCUGUGGUCCAUCGGUCAGCUGCCCCGCCCUGUCUUCUACACACCUAACACCAGGGAUUUAGGGAAACAAGGGCAGGGCACUGUCGACCCCCCCAGACACCGAUCCAGCCACAGUGAAGGCCACCUCACAGUCACCACGGAGAUGGAUGGUAGGGAAUACCUGAAUGAAGGGUGCAUUGGCAAACGUGGCUCCCCACCCCCUCCACCCCCCCUGAGCGAUCCCUGCCUCAGAAACAGCUGUCUGGCUCUCCGUCCUGGAAGGCCUGCCAUUGCCGAAGCCCUCCCACUUCCAUUAAAGGAGCUGAAGUCCCUGAAAAGUAGGCAGCUCCCCUGGGGGGCCCUGAAUGAUACAGGAAGCCCCACGGCCGUUCAGAAGGACAGAGGCAUCGCCCGUGUGGACGACAACUUAAUCAUCUCCCACUGGAUCGCCGACUGCCGCAGUGCUUGGAAGGAAGCGAGGCUCCAGGCCGGGAUGCUGCCUGCCAUUGCAGAAAUAUGAGGAAAAGAAGGCAGACAUGCCACUUCCUCUCAGUAUUCACCCACAAAUGCAUUUAUUUAGUGAGAACUUUUAUCCACAGCAACCUACAACUGGGAGAGGAGGAUCAGUCAGUCCUGCGAGGGAUUGCGGGUUAAAGGGCCAAUUCACCCCAAAACUGCAAAAAAGAUGUGUUUUCAAGGGGCUUUAAUGCUGUCCAUCAAUCUAGGUGGUUCUACUUUGAACUCCACACACCAAUCGCAUCCCUGCAUAGAAGAUAUGAGCAUGAGCUGUGAUAUAAUUGGCGUGUGGAAUUUGCAGGAGAACAACCUUAAUGGAUAGGCAGCAUUAAAGUCCUUCUAAAACAUGUAUUUUUCAGUUUUGGGGUGAACUGUCCUUUUAAGGGCCUCGGUGAAGGGCCCAAGAGUGACAUCAUUCUGUAGACUGCAGUGUUUGAAGCGGCAUCCACUGGAUCACAGGCACAGCAGCCUAACCUGCUGAGUCACGCACUGCAGACAAAUACACACUCAGACAGCUUUUAUGUUUUCUGCUAAGUAGCAUAUAUUCAUUUAGUCAGGCAUCAUUUGGGGUCGCGUCCCACAUACCUGUACCGGUGAACCCCAUGCCUUCUGUGACUAACCCUAAAUCACUGGGGCCCUGACUGAAUUGACUAUUAAAGAUGGAUUAAAGAUAUUUAAUUACACUGAACUGUUAAUUUCACAGUGGCUAAUUAAGAGGCAGCCAGCAGCGACAGGAAGUGAGGAGAUGUCAUCACACUUGCUGUGCGCGAGACGAUUAAUGAACUUCUCCAUCAGGAGCUCGUAGACAAAGGCUACUGACAUCAGUACUGACAUACUCACAUCACUUGCAGUUUUAAUGAACCUGGUCGCCAUAUCUGCCGGAGAAUGACGGGAGUGGCAAAAAAUACAUACAAAGGUAAAACAGAAAGUUACUCUUACUGACAGGGACCCGAUGACUAAGAGGUCUGCAGUACUGUUUCGUUCCACAUGGGGGCGAUCAGAGGGCGGCUGGAGCUCCAGUGAGACAACAUGUGAAUUGCAUGGAAAAAUAUCUGGACAGCAAUUUAUUUACAGUAAAACGGGAGACUGUUCCCCGUGUGACAGCGGUUCUGUUACAUUCUCGGAUUGAUAGUUGGUUGGAAGUUGAAAUUAUCGUUAUGUUGUAUGAUGAAGACUUAUUACCACGCAUUUCACGCAGAUAACAUUUAAAAUCAAACAGGGUGACAAAUGGUAAAGAACCUUUUGCAUGCUGAUAAGUACUAAACAUUUGUUAUAUAAACUAACGUGUUAACUUUAAAAGAAGUCAGCUGUCGCAGUGACUCGCCCUUUAUAUUUCCUUUGGAACCUCCGUCCUUUGCUGGUCAGCGCAUUUUAAAUAAAUAAACUGAGUUUUUAA